Messenger RNA from Colletotrichum lupini, 1308 nucleotides. RefSeq lists its product as uncharacterized. The coding region runs from base 1 to 1308 and encodes 435 amino acids. The transcript has 2 exons. The record is from RefSeq and is a predicted model, not a curated record. NCBI's taxonomy places the organism in Eukaryota, Fungi, Ascomycota, Sordariomycetes, Glomerellales, Glomerellaceae.
AUGGAUUCCCCAGACGCACCGCGUGAACAACGUCCUUUGAUUGCAAAUCCGGCUCUGGAAGGCACAGACAAGACAAGGAAGACGCUCAAAGAACCCAUUGUUCGAGAAACGACGAGUCGCGGCAACUCGAUCUACGAGCCAUUGCAGAACCCGGAUGACGGCAACUCAGCGACGGCCCGUAGCGACAGCGGCAAGGGCAGUGAUGCCGCACAUGAUUUCCAGAAGGUCAGCUGGACGCCGUUCGUGAUCCUAACUGAUAUCUGUGCGGUUGUACUCCCGGUUGGGUUUCUUAUCUUUGCCUUCUUGGUGUUGAGCAUCAAUGGGCAGGAGACAGACGAGGCCUCUGCUGGACAAUAUCGCAAUGCAGUCACCAUUCUUGCUACCCUCUUUCCCAUAAUAUUCGCGGCUAUCAUAGGCCGUCUCAUGUCCCAAAUCGCCCGUUGGAAACUCGAAAGGGGCGCCACCAUGGAAGCGUUGGAGCAAUUGAUGGGAAGCCGGACUGUUGGUGGCACGCUAUUGAUUCAUAUCCAGCUUCGGGCCGUCAACCUCCUGAUGCUAUCACUCAUUCUGAUAUGGAUCUUCUCGCCUCUGGGCGGCCAAUCCGUCUUGCGCAUGCUCGAAACCCGACCUCGAAGCGUGGUUACUCCUUCAAGUGUCGUCUAUUUCGACACUGAUGCCCGGUCCCAGUUUGCAUCCUGGUCAGAUGCUUCGCCGACGAGCUACGCGUAUAACAUCAAUCGGAUGUCCAUUGUUAAUGCCAUGUACAAUGCUCUGAUUCUCAGUCCCGAUGCCGUAAAGAGGGAUUCCAUGGAUGUCUGGGGAAACGUCAAGAUUCCGGCGCUAUCGUCGUACGGUAAUUUUGAGACAACAGAAUGGCAAGACGUUCCAGCAGAUAAAGAGAAGCUAGAGUUUUCAUCUCUCGUCGGCGUUCCCAUCACGCACGUCGCUGAGGGAAACACAACCACCUUGCUGGAAUCGAGCUACAUGCACUUCGCAUGUGACAAUAUCAGCGUUUCAGCGUUCUCGUACGAUACCCAAUCCGGCCCUUCGUUCGCCACAGCCGUCAUAUUCAACGAAACUUCGCUCUGUAUGUCCGACCGCUGCAGAAUCGUCGCCAACGGGACCUGGCAGGGUUGGAACCUCAACCAGACAACCUCCUCAGACGGCAUGUCAGGAUGGAACCUCGCGCUUGACAACUUUGUAGAUGCGCAGUGGAAUGACCACGACUGGUACAGCAAGCGCGGGCUCAGGGUCGAGGAUGCUAACCGCCCCAAUAUCAGGCCUCGCCAGUCAGGCCUCGUUGGUUAA